Anthostomella pinea is the source of this 1707-nucleotide messenger RNA. NCBI's taxonomy places the organism in Eukaryota, Fungi, Ascomycota, Sordariomycetes, Xylariales, Xylariaceae. The record is from the annotation of a GenBank genome assembly.
AUGGCGCGCCUGGUGAUCAGUAUCGACUUUGGAACCACUUUCUCCGGCGUCGCAGCCGCUUUCACUCCACACCGCGUGUCCGUCGUUCAGCAGUGGCCGGCGACGUCCAACUACAACUCCGACAGUGUCAAGGUCCCCUCUGCGAUCCGAUACACGAAGCUCGGCGUGCGGCACGUGCCGACCAGUUGGGGAUUUCAGGUACCCGGCGACAGCGGCGACUAUGACGACGACGAGCAAGGCGAAGGCACUUCGGUUAGAUGGUUCAAGUUGCUGCUUCCCACGGACGAGGAAGUCCCCGUUCAUCUGAGGCAGUCAGACCAUCUUCAGAAAGCCAGAGACUCACUUGUCUUGCUCGGCAAGGAUGAGGUCACUGUGGUCGCUGACUUUUUGAGGCCCCUGUGGGAACACGCUCUACUGCAGGUAGCGGCAUUGUUAAGCCAACUACGUGUGGAAACUGCUCCUUUCCACGUGGUUAUCACCGUUCCUGCCAUCUACAAGGAUGACGCCUGCGAAAGGAUGAGGAAAGCAGUCGUGAAAGCUGGCAUCCUCGAAGACCGCGAAGCUGGUAAGAUGACUGUGUUGUUUGUCUCCGAACUAGAGGCGGCUGCUUCUCAUACCCUUCUCGACAUACUUAAGCCCGACAAUCUAUUGAAGGACAUUAUUAGCUACGUGAUCACGCAGGUAGAACCAGUGGUGCAAUUCCAGGAGUAUGUGGAGGGAACCGGUGGAUUGUAUGGUGGCCAUAAUGUCGACCAGGCUUUCCGCGCGCACAUGCGGGAGCGCUUCAAGACUUGUCCAACACGAUUUCGCGCGAAGGACAUUCGAACAAUGCUCAACGACAACUGGGAGCAUGGAAUCAAACGCCGCUACUACGGUCCCGACUUCCUCCCCACCGUGACCGUGGCUGGUCACGAUUUCCAUCUCAACGAGCGUCAGGUUGAGGGUUUUUUCACGACUGUGUUCGAAGGGAUCUCCAAUCUGCUGAAGGGACAGAUCGAGAGUAUCAAUAUCAAGAGGCAGAACGACAAGGGACCAGAUCACGUUAUUCUCAGCGUCGGAUUCGGUCGAUGCAAGCGCCUCCACAAUCACCUUCUCAAGUUGAAGCCUGGUAUCAAUAUCAUACAACCGAGCAGAACAGGCCCCCAGGAAGCUGUUUGCCGAGGUGCUGCGCUGACAGGCGCCUUGAAUCUCUCCACGGCAGGCCUCCCAGAGAAUCAGCGCCCGAAAGUAGUCGGUCGUAUCGCCCGACGAAGCUAUGGCGUAGUAGCAUACGAGCUUUACGAUCCCAAGAUUCAUUCCCACAAGGACCGUGUGUUCCACAACACCGAGCAAGAUUAUGUGUUCUACUUCAAAUUCGAUCCUGUUGUCCGCGGCGAGAAAGGAGACGACUCCUAUGCCCCCGAAGACGACGGUCCCCUGGACCUUCCGUUCCAAGUGGAAGAAGCUCUGUACGCAUCUGACUGCCCGAACCCGCCGUCUAUGCUCGAUUUAAAGGGAGGGAAGAUGGAUCAGAUAGGAGCGCUUCGAAUUAGCACCAAGGUGCCGAUUCCUGACCUACCCAAAGAACGUAACGAAGUAGACGGGGAGAAGGUUCCGGUCUACGCCUAUUACUGGUGCAUUGAAGUCACUGGAGACUCUAUUGUCGCCUACAACUUGAGAGGGGAGAAGAUUGGAGAGUUCGUGAUCGAGACGGAGCCGGCACGUUGA